AGGGUCAAGCCGAUAUUAAAGACCUUGUCCACGAAAGGACCGAAGGAGAAUCUGGAGAAAUUCUCAAGCUUCCGCACAAGAUAUUAUCGCAGUGACACCGGGAAAGAAAGCCAGGCAUGGCUCCUUUCGAAGAUAUCACAGAAUGCGUCGAAGUCUCUUCGUAAACUGAUUACCUUGACAGAGUUUACCCAUCCUUGGGGCCAACAUACUAUCAUCGUUCGCAUCAAUGGCUCUUCGACUGAUGACGAUGGUGUUGUUAUUAUUGGUGCCCAUCAAGACAGUACAAACAUGUGGCCUUUCCUGCCUGCUCCUGGAGCGGACGACGAUGGCUCCGGAAGUGUUACCAUUUUGGAAGCGUAUCGUGGCUUGAUUGCCGCUGAUUUCCAUCCAGUACGCUCAGUCGAAUUCCAUUGGUACUCUGCCGAGGAAGGAGGUCUUCUCGGUUCCCAAGCUGUCGCAAAAGACUAUCAGUCCCGUUCCGUGAAUGUUAUUGCAAUGAGCCAGUUUGAUAUGACAGCUUGGGUCAAGCGCGGAACGCGAGAGGAAGUCGGCAUAAUUACUGACUUCACUGAUCCAAGUCUUACCAAAUUCAACAUGGACAUUGUGGACACAUACCUUGAUAUCCCUUAUGUACCGACCAGAUGCGGAUACGCUUGCAGUGAUCACGCCUCAUGGAGGAAGGCAGGAUACCCUUCGGUUUUUACCAUUGAGAGCACGUUUGAAAAUUCGAACAAGCAUAUCCAUAGCGCCAACGACCGCAUCGACAUUUCUGACGAGUUCAGUUUCUCUCAUAUGUUGGAGUUUUCCAAGCUGGCUGUUGCAUUUGCAGUAGAGCUAGGUGGUUGGUCCGAGACAGAUUAA
Molecule: messenger RNA, 861 nt
Organism: Laccaria bicolor S238N-H82
Lineage: Eukaryota; Fungi; Basidiomycota; Agaricomycetes; Agaricales; Hydnangiaceae
Exons: 16
Biological process (GO): proteolysis
Molecular function (GO): metalloexopeptidase activity
Source: RefSeq, a predicted model, not a curated record